Microthlaspi erraticum is the source of this 1752-nucleotide messenger RNA. The record is from the annotation of a GenBank genome assembly. NCBI's taxonomy places the organism in Eukaryota, Viridiplantae, Streptophyta, Magnoliopsida, Brassicales, Brassicaceae.
AUGGCGAGCCAGUUAGGUCAAAGAGUCCGGUUGGUGAAAUGCCCAAAGUGCUUGAAGAUUCUUCAGGAAGACGAAGAUGUUCCAGUUUAUCAGUGUGGUGGCUGCUCCGCCAUUCUUCAAGCGAAAAGACGGAGCAUUGCUCCAAACAUUACACCAAGUGAAGGAGAAACAGAGGGGGCUCAAGCCAGUAAGCCGCAAAGCGACUCUGAAACCAACAAUGUGUCCACCAGCUCAGGACAAGACACUGCUCUUCCUUCCUCUCCGGUGCGUUCUCUGAGCCAAGAGUCUAUGGAGAAGGGUCGGAAUGUAUCCAUGGAGUCAAUGGAGAAAGAGCUUGAUGACUUAAAGAUAUCUCAUGGAGAUAAAACAAAUGAAAUCCAAGAAGAGGAAUGUUCACUUGGUGAUUCUGACAAGAAUGAAAGAGAUGAAGACAACUCCAGCAGAUUGAAAUCCGUGGCAGAAGCUACACGACCAGGGACAAGCUCAGGAAGCUUGAGUGCUGAUCAUCUGGUGGCUGCAAGAGCGAGUGGUUCGUCCAGUGAUGCUUACAACAAGCUAGAAGCUGAGAUCUCUCCUGAUGCUUCUCCUUUAGAAGAAGAGCAAAACGAUGACGAUUACAGUUUUCACCCUCACAUGGAGUCAACAGAUGAUCUUCCUGCAAACAAGACCUCUUCAGCUUAUGACGGGUGUGAGUCUUCCUCUGACGAAAGAGAAGACCAACUUCUCGACGAAAACGAAACCUGGAAUGCUCUUCAGAAAAUAAGAUCGGGCAAAUUCGAGAUGCAGCAGAGAUCGUACCCUGAAGAUUUCAAGGAGCAAGGCGGCGCUAGUUCCUCGUCCACUUUCUUUGAGAAGAGGCGCAAUGGGACUAACACAUACGAGAACAGGUCUCUGCAACUUGAGGGACCAGGAGGGCGUCUUGGAAGACAAGGGAGGAGACCUGUAACAGAACAACUUCGGCCUGACAUGCCUUUCUAUCCGAGAGACCCAUACACACGCGUAAGCCCUUCAUAUCAAUCGCCUGAUCGCUAUUCUCGUGCACACUCGCUUCAAAUGCCUCCAUACGCUGGACGAACGAACUACGAGAGUGUUGAUUAUAUGUAUCACAACAACACAAUGGCAAGAGGUCGAGGCCAAGGAGCUAGGUUCUCAGGAGAGAUGGCCAAUGACAGAAGAAACCAUGGACCCGGUUGGUAUUCAGCUCAGCUUCAUAAUACCUACAGUUCAUAUUCUGCAAGUCCACAAAGGCCAAUGGAUCAACCUGAGUAUCAUCCGAGGUGGAGCCACGAGAUGUUCUCUGAUGCGGAGGAUCAUCAUCAGCGUAAUAGACAUGAGUUACAGAACCGUCGGCUAAUAGAGAGACAACGUGUGGCCAAGCGUCAUAUCCGUCCAACAGCUGGUGGGGCUCCUUUCGUUAGCUGCUACAUUUGCUCAGAGAACCUACAGCUCCCUGUAGACUUUCUCAUCUUCAAUAGGAAGCAUCAUCUUCUCAGAUGCGGCACUUGCACCACUGUUCUCAGAUUCUCACUUCAGUCCAGAACUCAUUUAGUUCCUGACAUAAACGCUGACAGAAGUAGCAAUUCAACAUCAGAGUCUCCUAGAGACAGAGCUCCUUCCAAACCCGAAAACCCGAGCUCCUCUGCUCGGGAAGAGGAGGUACCUGUGUCUAGAGGCUCUCCGCUUCAUCGGCUGAUGGGAUAUUCUACCGUUAGCCAAGUCUUUAAAGCUUCCCAGCGUCCUCCUUCAGUGUAG